AUUGCACCAAUGCAGCAGUGCAGCUAAAAAGAACAGACCUCAUAUUGGUGGUCGACAACCGCAGGGUGGCGCGCGCGGUGCUGCGCGCGCCGCGUAUCAACGCCAGGUCGGGACCACGUGACCCUGCCGGCGUCGUGCUGAUUGGUCGGCCGUGAGUCAUUUAAACCGGCGAGCCGUUGGCAUGCCUUCCACGACGGUGAGUCGGGUGAGUGCCAGACGGUUUAAAACGGAGGUACGGCGAACAGAGUUCCACGAGUGUGCUGUGUACGAGUAGCGUGUCGCGGUCACGGGCCGUACGCUCUCUUCCUUUCCCUCUUCCCGUUUCUCGCACACAUCCUCGGAGGAGCUCGCAGCUCUUCUCUAUCUCAUCGCGGGAAAACUUGGGGAGAAUCGGUUCGUCAGUACGGAUCGCCGGUCGGUCGUGGAGUAUAUACGCGCGCGAAUCUCGGCGGUCGAGCGCCGUCGUGAACGGGGUGCGAUUUCUUCGUAGGAGGAAGGAACACUCAGGGGUCGGGAUCACGACGACAGCCACGGCGCCGAGCAACGACGACAGGACGACGUCUGACGACUGUGACGCGACCUCGCCGCGUGAUAUCACCGCGUCCGACAGCGGUACUUCGACGUCGGUCGGCGAUACAACGACAUCGGGAGGCGACGACGAGGCGAAAGAGGAGACAGAGUUUGAAGACAGCUGGUCCUGUUGCUGCUGCACGAUGUCGAACGAGGAGGAGAACACCAUACCUAACGUGAUAUACGACUCGAACACCGGCAAGAGUUAUCUGAAGGGCCGAUUCUUUGGGAAGGGUGGCUUCGCAAAAUGUUACGAGAUUACAGAGUCAAAGUCACAUCAAGUAUUCGCCGGGAAAAUUGUGCCAAAGUCACUGAUGACGAAAAGCAAUCAGAGAGAGAAGAUGACACAAGAGAUUGCGAUUCACCAAAGUUUGAAUCACAAACACAUCGUUGGCUUUCACGGCUUUUUUGACGAUAGCAAUAAUAUUUACAUCAUCCUGGAACUCUGUCGCAAAAGGGUAAGAAUUUGUAGCAAUAUCUGUUUUGUGAGUAUUGAUCGUGUAUCCAACAUAUAUUCUGACAAUUGUUUAAUGUUCCAGUCGAUGAUGGAGCUGCACAAGCGCAGGAAAGCGCUGUCAGAGUGUGAGACACGAUACUUUAUGAAGCAAAUCUUGGAUGGAGUUUUUUAUCUACAUCAGCACAGAAUAAUUCAUAGGGAUUUGAAGUUAGGUAAUCUGUUUUUGAAUGAUGAUUUGCAGGUCAAGAUAGGUGAUUUUGGAUUGGCGACUAGAUUGGAGCAUGAUGGUGAACGAAAAAAAACUGUCUGUGGUACUCCAAAUUACAUUGCGCCUGAAGUGCUUACAAAGAUUGGACAUUCUUAUGAAGCUGAUAUAUGGAGUAUUGGUUGUAUAAUGUAUACUCUGCUUGUGGGAAAACCGCCUUUUGAGACAGCUAGUCUUAAGGAGACUUAUACCAGGAUCAAACAAGUGCAGUACAAAACUCCUACACACAUUAGUAAACCUGCCAUAAAUAUGGUGGCAAAUAUGUUACAAUUGAAUCCUUCAAAACGUCCAUCCGUUGUUAAAUUGAUGAAAGAUGAAUUUUUUAAUUCGGGAUACAUGCCGACGAGUUUACCGCUCUCGUGUUUAUCAAUGGCACCACGUUUGGACAUGCUUGAAUCACACUGCAAUCGUAGACCGCUUGGCGAGAUGAACCUUAAUGGCUAUUCAGAGCAAGAUAUCCUUGCUUCUCGAGUACCGAACAGUCCAUUACGAAAGAUAAAGCCUAGCAAUGAAGUAGAACCACAGGGAAUCAAGCUCGAUAUCAGAAAGAUGCUUCAAACGCUAAAGGAACAAAUAGCUUGCGUAUUAAAAACUAAGCCCGCUAGAGAGAUAAUUUCUUCAGCAGAUGAAUUGACUGAUCCGGCGGCACAACCUGUGAUUUGGGUUAGCAAGUGGGUGGAUUACUCGGAUAAGUAUGGCUUUGGAUACCAAUUAUCUGACGACAGCGUCGGCGUGAUGUACAACGAUGGCACACGGUUGAUCAUGAUGGCGAAUGGCUACAACAUUCACUACAUCAAUCGCGAGGGCGAUGAGUUGUACUACACGGUCAAGGAAUAUCCUACUAAUCUCGAAAAGAAAAUGAAAUUGAUGAACUUCUUUUUGAAAUAUAUGAACGAGCACUUGAUGAAGGCGGGUGGCUCUAUCGCGGUGAAACAAAGUGACUCCCUUUCCCGAAUACCAUAUAUACAUCAGUGGUUCAGGACUCAGACGGCUGUGGUGAUGCAACUGACUAAUGGCACAGUGCAAAUCAACUUCUUGGAUCAUGCAAAGAUCAUCAUGUGCCCAUUGAUGGCGGCAGUCACCUAUAUCGAUCAUGAUAAGAACUUCAAGACGUACAGAUUCCAGACCAUUCAGGCAAGUGGUUGUUGUAAGGGAUUGGCAGAAAAUCUAAUGUACGCAUACGAGAAGAUCAGACUAAUGCUAACAAAUUCUCAAGCCCGAUAAAAUCACCUAUACCAAGAAAAAAAGAAAAAAAGAAUGGAAAUAACAAGUGCAGCGUCUCUCUUGACACUAUAAAUUAAUGGAACGGGACAUAUGUAUUUAUUUUUUAAUAGCGUUAUCUUUGUAGCGAAAGAGAGAGAGAGAGUGA
Monomorium pharaonis (pharaoh ant) is the source of this 2661-nucleotide messenger RNA. RefSeq names its product serine/threonine-protein kinase polo (gene polo). The record is from RefSeq and is a predicted model, not a curated record. Gene Ontology annotation, biological process: regulation of cytokinesis; mitotic cell cycle; protein phosphorylation. Bases 714 to 2516 code for a protein of 600 amino acids. Gene Ontology annotation, molecular function: ATP binding; protein binding; protein serine/threonine kinase activity. Gene Ontology annotation, cellular component: spindle pole; nucleus; centrosome. Lineage: Eukaryota; Metazoa; Arthropoda; Insecta; Hymenoptera; Formicidae. The transcript has 6 exons.